AAUGGAAACAGAAUUUUCAAAACAAAGAAAAGACUUUCUAAGUUGAAAAAUGAAGGUAACAAUCCAGGAAGCAUCGAACGAAUUUUUAUCUAAUCUUCGAAGAAAGAAGAGACAGAUAUUGUUUAAGAAUCAACGGAAAUAUCUCUGGAGUUGUGAAGAAAACUCUAUGGAAGACUUAAUUGAGAGCAAAGACCUUGAUGUUAAAAAGUGAGAUAUUCUUGAUAUCAUGUUAUAUUCAGAUAAAGAAGACCAAAUUAUCUGAGCUGUUAAGUUGUUGAACUCUGUGAUUGCUCAGGAUGACGAAGAGAGCGAGGAGUUUAUUGAUGUUAUUUAUUCUGACAAAUUUGGAGAAUUACCUCUGAUUAAUAAGAUUUCUGAGUUAUUAUACAGCAAGGAUAUCAGAAUAGUUGAGCAAACAGCACUUCUUCUGAUCACUUUAAUUAGAAAAUAAAUCUCUAAUCUUAACAUUCGAGAACAUAGAAGAAGCGAUACAGCAUCUUUACCAUUUUAGAGAUGGAUCUCAAACCCUAAAAAUCACCCUAACCCAAAACAACUUAACCAAAAUUUCAUUAGGCCUAAAAAUCCUCCUCGAAAUCCUAAUUCUCUCCAUAAACCACCUCGAAUCCAGCUCCCUCCCUCUCACUGAGUCCAACCUCCCCUACAUCACUCUCAAAAGCACUCUCUCCCACCUCCUCCCAAUGUCCCAAAUCCUCACCACCCAAAAACAGUCCAAAUCCACUCUAACCGGCAUUCAGACGCUCUCCUCAAUCCUCUGUAACAUCUCUAUAAUCUCCCUCACUCCUCUGACAUCCGCCUGCUGCUCUGAAUUCAUCCCGCUUGUUAUUGACCUCUUGUUUAAGCAAUGUAAUGUUAUUGAGGAAACUGGGCAUUUGUUGAAAGCGAAUUUGUUGACUUACUUGGUGAAUCAUGCAGAAUACACUUCCGAAAUGCUCUCCUACACCACAUCCCCUACCUCCCCCACCCCUACCCUCCUCUCCAACCUCCUUCCCUUACUCACCUCUUCAUCCCCUCUCAUCACCGACCUUACAGUCCAACUCUUCCUCACCCUCCUGCCUUCCUGCUCACCCACAGACCUCCUCGAACCCCUAUGGACAGCUAUCAUUUCCUCUCUGAAGAAAGAGCACCCGCUCUUUCUUCAGUCAAUGACUGCUAACGCCAUACAGCUGAUCGAGCUUGGCCUGGCUGGGCCAGCCCAGGUAGUUCAGGUUAUGAAGAAAGUAGUCGCUCAAGAAGAAAUAGAAGCAGGGAAGGGGCAACAGACAGUGGAGAGCAAGAGUGUGCUAAAAUGUUUUGGAAAUUGGUGUAGGAAUGAAGAGUGGUAUAGGGCAAUGGAAGAGGAAGGGAUUGUGGAUGAAGUGAUGGAGGAGGUCAGUGAGGGCUUGGAAGGAGAGGAAGGGGAAGAGAGGGUGCUGGAUGUGUUGAAGGUGCUGGACGGGGUUUUUGGAGUUGACGAAGAGAGAUUGAAGAUAUUUAAGGAGGGUGAUGGAGAGAAAAGGUUAGAGAAGUUGUUUGAUGUGUAUAAGGAUGAAGAUGUCAGGAGUGUGCUGAUUAGUCUAGCUGGAAAAUAUUUUUCUUAA
Messenger RNA from Moneuplotes crassus, 1598 nucleotides. The record is from the annotation of a GenBank genome assembly. NCBI's taxonomy places the organism in Eukaryota, Ciliophora, Spirotrichea, Euplotida, Euplotidae.